Messenger RNA from Nelumbo nucifera (sacred lotus), 2289 nucleotides. Its product is annotated as NAD-capped RNA hydrolase DXO1-like. Gene Ontology annotation, molecular function: mRNA 5'-diphosphatase activity. Gene Ontology annotation, biological process: nuclear-transcribed mRNA catabolic process; NAD-cap decapping. Lineage: Eukaryota; Viridiplantae; Streptophyta; Magnoliopsida; Proteales; Nelumbonaceae. Gene Ontology annotation, cellular component: cytosol; nucleus. The record is from RefSeq and is a predicted model, not a curated record.
ACAGAAGAGAAGGAUUCCCAGACGGAGCAGAUUGGGAGCUUCCUUACGUGACAUAUCCUAUUUUUGCCACGUUGCAAGAAUUUAUGACCAGUGAUCAAACAGAGAGCAUUAGGUCGGAAGUCAGAUCGGGCGACCAGCCAUCUCUACUCAAUUCUUUCGUCCAGAAUUCAAGAUGUGAGUCACUUAUUCCUCCUUGUAUAGCCGUAUAGGGUUUUCCAACUUUUCUGAAAUUCGAUAAUUCGACAUCUUUCUCACGGUUUCCCUCCUUGUCUAAUCGGUGGAGUCAAAAGCUCAUCUUCGAAUUCGACUCACCUAUUGAACUCGUCGUAGAACGGGUCGACUUCGCGUCACGUUUUUCUCACGAUAUAAAUGCUCGCGUUCUGUUACACAGAUCGACCGUAUCGAUUCGGCCUCUCUCCUUCGUAGAUAUCGUACACUGAGUGGAAAAUGGAUUUUUCGGAACAAGACGCGGAUUUAUUUGGUGAAGAGUUCGAACAGGACGACGAGAAGGAGAAGGACGAAGAAGAGAGCCACGAUUCUUCUUCUUCUUCGUCCUCGUCUGCCUCUUCCUCCUCUAAUGGCAGUGGCGGGGAGACUAGUAGCGGUAGCGGCAGCGGUAGCGCUAGCAGCAGCGAUGGGGAAGAGGAAGAAGACGACGCUGACACGGAGAAGGCAAGUGGGUCCGAUGAAAAGGAUCUCUUCGGUUCCGACAAUGAAGACUACUGCAGAACUCUAGCAUCAAGUCGUUACCCGGUGCCCGUAUUACCUCCUAUCCGGAAUCCUAACAACCAGGCAAGAGGGACAUUUGGGCGUGGGCGCUGGCAUGGACACCAAAAUGACAGAGGAGGAUUUGGCAUCCUGCCUCGUCCUGGACCUUAUCACCAGAGACAGAACUAUGGUUUCGGGUCUAGAUUUAACAAUGGGCGGCAAGAUGAACGAUUUGUUUCUGAGUUGAAGCUUUCUAAGAGUGAAGAAACUUUAUCUAGGAAAUGCAUUCAAAUUCAGGAGCCUUGUGAAGUUGCUUGCUAUAGUCGCAUAGAAGGUGGAGAUGUUUACUUUGAUGACCGCAGUUUGAGGCUUUUUAAGCGUUUAAUCACUGAAGAUGUCGGAGCUGAUUUGAAUGAAGGAUUUCAGUCUUUUAUUGAGAAAAAAGAAUUGGGCUCUCAGGGCUUUGGUGAUCUUCUCAGUUGCAUAAGAGACAAAAAUAUCCCACUUCAAAAUAUACAUUUUGUGACUUUCAGAAACAAUCUUAAUAAGAUAUUAGCUGCUGCCUAUAUCAGGAAUGAGCCUUGGGAGAUGGGGGUGCAUAAGAGAAAUGGAAUUGUCUAUCUUGAUGUGCAUAAGCUUCCUGAAAGGCCACAAAAUGAGAUAGAUCGUCGGAGAUGCUAUUGGGGCUACUGCUUUGAAAGCCUUGCCACCGAGGAUUCAAGGGGAGCUGAUGGAGAUGGGAUACAUCAUAUUGAUGCAAAUGUUGAGUUCUGUUCUGUGAUCAAAACCAAAUUAGGGGCUCAUCGUAUUAUUAUGGGUGCUGAAAUGGACUGCUGUGAUUCCACUGAUGAGGGAAGAAGGUUUUAUAUUGAAUUGAAGACUAGUCGUGAGUUGGAUUAUCACACUGAGGAGAGAUACGAAAGAGAGAAACUGCUGAAGUUUUGGAUCCAAUCAUUCUUAGCAGGUGUUCCUUACAUUGUUAUCGGUUUCAGGGAUGAUUCUGGGCGUCUUGUCCGUACAGAGAGGUUACGGACCAAAGAUAUAACACAAAGAGUAAAGAUGAAGGGAUACUGGCAGGGAGGAGUCUGCCUGGCAUUUGCUGACGAGGUGUUAUGCUGGCUCUAUGGGACAGUAAAAGAGAACGAAGACUACAUCUUGCAGUUUGCCCCACCUUUCAACCGUUUGGAGCUUCUGCAAGCUCAGUCUUGCCCAGACGUAAUCACUAGCCAUGUUGAGCAAUAUCAGCAAUUGUGAGCAUAUGGAUUCAACUUUACUAAUAUAGAUAUGUGGAGAGGGAGAAAAAUUUUUAAUUAUCUGCUAGAAAUGUAAUUCUUUUUGUUGUAUUUUUGUUUGAGAUAGAAGAGCAUGCUUUCAUCUGAAUACAAAUAUAUUAAGUAAAAAAAUAUGUAUAUCCAGGAGAAAAGCUGGAUAUUUCCAACAAUUUAUCCUGAUUUUGAUUCCAAAACUUUAAUUUCUCUUACUGAUGAGGAGAGGUUCAAACAACUUUACAUGAUUUACUUUUUUGUAUGAACAGUAAUACAAAAGUGCCGGUUUUGGAACUACUUCUGGUGAAUUCCAGCA